Molecule: messenger RNA, 1536 nt
Organism: Klebsormidium nitens
Lineage: Eukaryota; Viridiplantae; Streptophyta; Klebsormidiophyceae; Klebsormidiales; Klebsormidiaceae
Source: the annotation of a GenBank genome assembly
CUUGAGAGUUACGAACAUCUCCGAUGAAGCUUUGGCGAGCGAACACGUCGGACACUUCUUUAAACUUUGACACGUGGGCACCAGAUAUUGGCAGACGCAUGGCCUAUGUACAGUACACUGCUGGAGCUAGGACUAGUAGUAGGAGAUCUUGUGUGCAAUUCCUCUUGUCUUGCACAGGUUGCUGGAGGAUUGCAUUUCAAUUGUGAUCAUUCUUCAGGUGCCCAGCUCACCCAAUUCUUGCAACAGGCGUCACUGGUCAGUGUGUCUUCUUUGCUAAAACAAGUUUGGAAUUCUUGGUCGUCACACGCGGCGUCAUAAUGGCUACAAGUUCUUUGCAGGGCAGAUGCCUGCGCGCACACGUUGCUUUUAGGGCACCAAGGAGCUCGGAGGCUCAGAAUUUGAAACAAAAUUGGACGCUUUGCUUGCGAAACCGGGCCUACCCUGGGCACAGGAGUCUGCUUAGCAAGGCGCAGCCGUCGAAGCUGAACCAGGGGCGAUGCAUUCAAUUGCAACGCAAGAUUGUUGCACAAGCUGUUGAAAGCAGCACGGCUGCCCCCCAGUCUGAGACCCCCGCAGCAGAGAAUGGAGCUGAGGAGAAGAAAGGCAGGAGAAGGCCUGGGGAGGCCAAGGGCUUUGUAGAGGAGAUGCGGAUCAAGGCGAUGAAGCUCCAUACUAGGGGUCAGGCAAAAGACGGGGAGGCGCAGGAGAAAGAGACGCAGCAGAAACCACUCCCUCAAUGGAAGCCCACAGUGGAGGGGUAUAUACAAUUCUUGGUAGACAGUAAGGCGGUGUAUGAUACCAUGGAGGCGAUUGUUGACAAGGCGCCACACCAGAGCUACGCUGAAUUCAGGAACACAGGGUUGGAACGGACUGGUCCCCUCUCCAAAGACCUCGAGCACUUCCGCUCCGAAGGCUAUUCCAUUCCAGAGCCCACUGAAGCUGGCCUCACGUACUCGAAGCUCCUGGAAGAGUUGUCCGAGUCCAAUCCGCAGGCUUUCAUCUGCCACUUCUACAACGUCUAUUUUGCCCACUCUGCUGGUGGACGUAUGAUUGGCCGCAAAGUUUCAGAAAUGAUUCUCGAAGGCCGAGAACUGGAGUUCUACAAAUGGGAUGGCGAACUGAGCGAGCUCCUAGACAAGGUAAAGCUGAAAAUUAACGAAGUCUCGAACGACUGGACGAGAGAAGAGAAGGAUAAGUGCUUGCAAGAAACGGAGCUCUCCUUCAAGUACUCAGGAAGUUUGCUAAAGCUGUUGGCCAACACAUAGACUACCCAAAUUCGAUGUUGAUAGGGCAACUUCGACGUAAGUAAGAUUGCCUUUUUAGGCAGCGUUUUGGUGUCACCCACUUUCGGGACAUUGUUUUGCAUAGCGGAUGGGUUGCCAAAGCUUUUGAGAAAGAUUUGUUGCAUCUUUUGGUCAAGAUUCGUUUUUGGGCCCCGUGCCCGGAGGAUGGUCGGAUGAUUGUUCUUGACCAACAGCACCAGUGGACGAUGUACCGCUUUCAAGUGCGUCUGAUUGAUUCUUCGAUUUUCCAAGG